This is a messenger RNA of Diceros bicornis minor, 3840 nucleotides long. RefSeq names its product DDHD domain containing 2 (gene DDHD2). The coding region runs from base 222 to 2369 and encodes 715 amino acids. The transcript has 18 exons. Lineage: Eukaryota; Metazoa; Chordata; Mammalia; Perissodactyla; Rhinocerotidae. Gene Ontology annotation, cellular component: COPII-coated ER to Golgi transport vesicle. Gene Ontology annotation, molecular function: triacylglycerol lipase activity; protein binding; metal ion binding. The record is from RefSeq and is a predicted model, not a curated record.
CCAGCAACCUCUCUUUUGCUCUCCGCUUCCUGGCCCGUUGCUCGCCCGCUGGGAGCGUGGUGGAGCCCAGUGCUGGGCGCGAGCCCGGCGGGGCCGCAGGCUCUGCCCUGCUCCGCCCCGCCCCGCCUGGGCUCGAGGGAAAGGCCGCCGCGGGGACAUGUCGUGGCCCCCUCAGCGAGGGCAGGAGAGCGUGCAAGGCAGCGCGGCUGCCAGAGAGCAAAAUGUCAUCAGUGGAAUCACACCAGGAACAGUUGUCCCAGUCAGAUCCAUCUCCAUCACCAAACUCAUGUAGUUCCUUUGAGCUAAUAGACAUGGAUGCUGGCGGUUUGUAUGAACCAGUUUCUCCUCACUGGUUUUAUUGUAAAAUAAUAGAUUCUAAGGAGGCGUGGAUUCCUUUCAAUUCUGAGGAUUCACAGCAGUUGGAAGAGGCAUAUGGCUCUGGAAAAGAUUGUAAUGGGAGAGUUGUCCCCACUGACGGGGGCAGAUAUGAUGUUCAUUUGGGGGAGAGGAUGCGGUAUGCUGUAUACUGGGAUGAGCUAGCAUCGGAAGUGAGACGAUGUACCUGGUUUUACAAGGGAGACAAAGAUAAUAAGUAUGUUCCCUACUCGGAGAGCUUCAGCCAAGUAUUAGAGGAAACUUACAUGCUUGCUGUAACUCUGGAUGAAUGGAAAAAGAAACUGGAGUCUCCCAAUAGAGAAAUUAUUAUAUUACACAAUCCAAAGCUUAUGGUGCAUUACCAGCCAGUUGCAGGGUCUGAUGAAUGGGGUUCAACACCCACUGAGCAGGGUCGACCAAGAACAGUGAAGAGAGGAGUUGAGAACAUCUCUGUUGACAUUCAUUGUGGGGAACCUUUACAAAUAGAUCACUUGGUUUUUGUAGUCCAUGGGAUUGGACCAGCUUGUGAUCUCCGCUUUCGAAGCAUUGUGCAGUGUGUUAAUGAUUUUCGCAGUGUUUCCUUGAACCUGCUACAGACACAUUUUAAGAAAGCCCAAGAAAAUCAGCAGAUUGGAAGGGUAGAAUUUCUUCCAGUUAACUGGCACAGUCCUUUGCAUUCUACUGGUGUGGAUGUAGAUCUGCAGCGAAUAACCCUGCCCAGCAUUAACCGCCUAAGGCACUUCACCAAUGACACAAUUCUGGAUGUCUUCUUCUACAAUAGCCCCACCUACUGUCAGACUAUUGUGGACACAGUUGCUUCUGAAAUGAAUCGAAUAUAUACACUUUUUCUCCAGAGGAACCCUGACUUCAAAGGGGGUGUAUCCAUUGCUGGUCAUAGUUUAGGUUCGCUUAUAUUGUUUGAUAUCCUAACAAAUCAGAAAGAUUCUUUGGGGGAUAUUGACAGUAAAAAGGAUUUUCCAAAUAUUUUCAUGGCUCAAGGAGACACACGGACACUAGAGGAAGAUUUGAAGAAACUUCAACUCUCUGAAUUCUUUAGUAUCUUUGAGAAGGAGAAAGUAGAUAAGGAAGCUCUGGCUUUAUGUACAGACAAAGAUCUUCAGGAAAUGGGCAUUCCCUUAGGACCAAGAAAGAAGAUAUUAAACUACUUUAGGACCAGAAAAAAUUCAAUGGGUAUUAAUAGACCAACCCCACCAUCAGCUUCAGGGGCAAAUAUGUCUAACAUCCCUAAAGAAGCAGAGUUCUGCAGUCGUACUGGUGAUACUGGAAAUGAUGACUAUCUGGACGUUGGCAUUGGGCAGGUGUCUAUAAAAUACCCCCGGCUCAUCUAUAAACCAGAAAUUUUCUUUGCCUUUGGAUCUCCCAUUGGAAUGUUCCUUACUGUCCGAGGACUGAAAAGAAUUGAUCCCAACUACAAAUUUCCAACAUGCAAAGGUUUCUUCAAUAUUUAUCACCCUUUUGAUCCUGUGGCCUAUAGGAUUGAACCAAUGGUGGUCCCAGACGUGGAAUUUGAGCCAAUGCUGAUCCCACAUCAUAAAGGCAGGAAGCGGAUGCACUUAGAACUGAGAGAGGGCUUGACCAGGAUGAGUAUGGACCUUAAGAACAACUUGUUAGGUUCACUGCGGAUGGCCUGGAAGUCUUUCACCAGAGCUCCAUCCCCUGCCUUACAAGCUUCAGAAACUGCGGAAGAAACGGAAGCAGAACCUGAAUCAAGUUCAGAGAGGCCUAGUGAUGUUAACACAGAAGAGACCUCUGUGGCAGCUAAGGAGGAAGUCCCACCCAUCAAUGUGGGAAUGCUGAAUGGGGGCCAACGCAUUGACUACGUGCUACAGGAGAAGCCCAUUGAAAGUUUUAAUGAAUAUUUAUUUGCUUUACAAAGCCAUCUGUGCUACUGGGAGUCUGAAGAUACCGUAUUGCUGGUCCUCAAAGAAAUCUACCAAACCCAGGGUAUCUUCCUUGAUCAGCCUUUACAGUAAAAAUGAACCAUCUAUGGCUGCUUAAUGUAACCUGAUGGAUCCUGAGAGCCAUCUGCACAUAUCAGAAGUCUGUAACAGGCAGGGAAGGGAGUACUGGAACCUGAGGGUGCUUGCUUGCCAAUCAGAUGCCGUAAUGUCACAUAAGAAAACUAAGGACUGAAUAAAUGACUUUGGCGACAUUCAUCUUUUCCUUUUUUCUUACGCAUUAAUGACUUUUUGAGGCUACCCAAGGACAAGUGAUUCUCUUCCUCCUCGCCCUUCACACAUAUGUGCCACAAGCACCUGAACUUGUCACUUAAGCAAUGGACUGACAAAAAAAGAACGGAAAUGGUUUUUGAAACACAGGUUACACCCAGCAUUUUAGGAGUGUAACAUAAGUGCAAAUUUUUAUUUUUUCCAACACAGGCAUAUAUUGAAAGAAGUGCUUGGGGAUAGGGCUGACAAAAUGACAAAAUAAAGAACAUACAUAGGAAAUAUUUGUACAAAUGCUGCUGGUAUUUCAUGCAGGAGUCUCUUCCUCAAAUUUGUACAUGAAAUCUGAGCUAUCAACUGUGAACACGCUCCCAUUUGCAGAAUUCUGCCUUUAAUCCAAGUCACAGAGGAUAAGAGACUAGGCUAUUUAUUUUCAAAACAGUAUAUAAAACAAUGCUUUUCUAGUUCAUAAAUUUAAAAAUAACUGUAAAAUAAGGAGAAUCUGAAGAGUUUCAAGUACUUAAAAAACCUGAAUUCAGUGAGGCAGAGAUCUCAAUGUUAAAGUGACUACUUCGUACCUGUGGUAAACAUCAUUCCCCUUCCUUCCCCUACUAUAACCCUAUUCUCCCUGUACCCAGCCCCAGAUAAAAGUUGGUAGAUUUCAGUAUAUACACAUUUCCAAGUUUUCAAUAUUUGUUAAUAUAUGGCAAAGCUGUCUAAUUAUAUCUAUUCCCUAGCCUAUCUGAAAAUGGGAGUUUGGUUUACUUUGUUUACAGAUAACCAGAGACCAAUUCUAGGUGGCUGUAGGCCAGAGGAAAUUGUUCCAAAUGAUCACCUCAUGUCUGCAGCAACUUGGACAACUUGGGGGUGGCUAGAUGCAUCCGAUUUGUAAAAAGUAAUUCCAGUCUAAUCUGCACCACCCAGCAAUAAAGCAGCCUCCCACUGUCGUCACACCUCAUGUAGAAGUACAUCAAAUGUAAGCUUCUCAAGUCGUUUUCUUAUCCUGUUGGGACAUGGCAUGUGACAGCACCUUGACUUUAAGAUGAAUGGUAAAGGAAGAGCUUUGUAUUUAAAAAUGAAAUGAAAGACAAGCAACAAAUCCUGGGUAGUCCAGAGAUUACAUUCUGUGUAGCCGGCUUAUCUAUGUUUCUAAACUGCAGGUCUGGGUUUGACCCUGAUUGGAACACAUUCCAUGCAGCAACCUACUCAAAAAGGAAACUCUGCUUCAUGAACCAGGAAAAGCAAGCUGUCCAAGAGCUCGCCCUGUCUGAGAGCCCUU